Molecule: messenger RNA, 1578 nt
Organism: Pistacia vera
Lineage: Eukaryota; Viridiplantae; Streptophyta; Magnoliopsida; Sapindales; Anacardiaceae
Product: probable glutamate carboxypeptidase AMP1
Exons: 4
Coding region: 145-1578 (477 amino acids)
Molecular function (GO): carboxypeptidase activity
Source: RefSeq, a predicted model, not a curated record
GCACUUUUAAACCUGGACGCCCAACUCCCUCACUUCAGCUUCAGUGUCACCACCCUGCUCUGCCACUCACCCCCCCAUAAACUCCAAAACUCUCCCUCUGUAACUGUUAACUCCAUCAAAACCCUAACUUUCUCUCUCUACACAAUGCCUUUGACCUCCUUUAAACUCUUCACCUCCACCUCCCUCUUCACUUUCCCUUCUAAACCGCCGCCGCCUAUUGUCUCCUUCCUCCUCUUUCUUAUCCUCUGCAUUCUGGGUUUUUAUUCCCUGCAUCACCCCCAGCGUUCUUACUCUACACCCCUCUCUGAAAAUCCCAUUAAGUUUCUCUCUUUGGCCUCAAACUGCACCCUCUCAGACUAUCUCCGUUCCCUCACUUCACACUCUCACCUCGCCGGCACUAAGCCCUCUUUGGAUACAAUACAAUAUGUCUUUUCACACUUUGAACAAUUUGGUCUUGAAGCUCACACUGUCAAGUAUAAUACCCUUUUGUCUUAUCCUCAACAUGUUUCUCUCCUGGCGCAUUUUAGCGACGGGGGUGUUGUUAACUUCUCGUUAACUGAAAAGGGUGUGGCUCAGAAUGCGUUAUUUGACAUUGUGCAGCCGUAUCAUGCGUAUUCGCCAUCUGGGUCGGCGUACGGUAAGGUGGUGUUUGUGAAUUACGGGAGGGAGGAGGACUAUCGUGCGCUGGAGGUGAUGGGGGUGAAUGUUAGUGGGUGUCUGGUGAUGGCAAGGAAAGGGGAGAGCUUGUCAAGAGGUGGUGUAAUAACAAUAGCCGAGGGUAAAGGCGCGUUGGGAGUGCUAUUGUACGCCGAGAGGGAUGGUGUUGAUGGGGUGGAGAGAGGGACAGUGAUGAGAGGAGUGGGGGACCCACUAAGUCCAGGGUGGGCUGGGGUUGAAGGUGGGGAGAGCUUAGACUUGAAAGACAAUGAGGUUUUGAAGAGGUUUCCUAAAAUUCCAUCUUUGCCCUUGUCUUUUGAGAAUGCUCAAACCAUUUUGGAGUCUCUUGCUGGUGGGUUUAUGCCUCAGUCUUGGGGUGAUUUGGGUCGGGUUAAUGGUGGGAGGGUCGGCCCAGGACCUACUUUGGUGAAUUUGACUUACCAGGGGGAAGAAAAGGUGGCAACAAUUCAGAAUAUUUUUGCUGUUAUAAGAGGGCUAGAAGAGCCUGAUCGCUAUGUGCUCCUUGGCAACCAUAGAGAUGCAUGGACAUAUGGGGCUGUUGACCCAAACAGCGGUACAGCAGCCCUACUUGACAUUGCCCGACGAUAUGCUAUGUUGAUGCGCAAAGGGUGGAGCCCUCGAAGAACAAUUAUUCUCUGCAGCUGGGAUGCCGAAGAAUUUGGGAUGGUUGGAUCCACCGAGUGGGUUGAACAGAACCUUGUCAAUUUGGGUGCCAAAGUGGUGGCCUAUCUUAAUGUAGAUUGUGCGGUUCAAGGGCCCGGAUUCUUUGCUGGAGCAACUCCUCAGCUAGAUAAUCUUCUAAUUGAGGUGACAAAGAACGUCAAAGAUCCUGAUUCAGAUGGUGUGACUGUAUAUGAUCAGUGGGCAGCUACAAACAGUGUUGUCAAUGUAAGGGUUUAA